Electrophorus electricus (electric eel) is the source of this 1785-nucleotide messenger RNA. Lineage: Eukaryota; Metazoa; Chordata; Actinopteri; Gymnotiformes; Gymnotidae. The record is from RefSeq and is a predicted model, not a curated record.
CUCCCCAUCCACUCCCUUAACUGAGUCUUCGCAGUCACAUCCCUCUCACUGCUUCUCAAGCUUACCCAAGAAGAACCAGGUCUCCUUUUCAGCUCUGAAGUCUUGGCGAUGUAGAAACUGGCUUCCACUGCAUCUCCUUCACGUUGCUCCAGCAGGUCUCCCCAACCUCUUGCACGGGCACUGCCGUAGAGUGUAUUUUCGGGCUUCAGGAGUCGUCCGGUCUCCUUUUGUUAGAGUGGCGCAGAAGUUGAUUCUUGCCACCGUCUGCUGCUGUGGUUGCAGCUAGCACUCUUAGACGGCUUGUCCUAAAUGCUGGCAGAGUCGUGCGGGCUGAUGGGGUCGGACACGCGAGACCUGAGCACCCUGAUGCCCCCCGUGCCUGCUCUCCCGGGGGCCAGUGGUGGCGCUCCACAGUGGGGCCCCAUUAUGGACUUCCAUCCCGGCUCCCCCUACGGAGCCCUGCCGUCCCACUCCUUCAUCAAGCAGGAGCCGGGCUGGGCGGCGGCCGAUCCCCUCGAUGACCCACACUGUGGCUUCGGGGCCUUCACUGUGCACUUCUCGGGCCAGUUUACUGGGACAGGCGGCUGCAACCAGGGUCGAGUCUUCCCCAGCGCACCCUAUCUGUCCACCUGCGCAGACAAUCCUCCAGGCCUUCGAAGUCCGUCAGAUCUGGAUGGAGCUCCGAGUUAUGGCCACACUCCAGCUCACCACUCCCCUCCCUUCCCUUGUUCCCACCCAUUCAAGCAAGAGGAUGCCAUGUCCCCACAGACCAGCAUGGUUGAACAACAGUACCAAGCUCCUCCUCCUGUCUACGGUUGCCAAGCCCCCACAGACAGCCAGACUCUGCUCCUCCGGAACACCUACAAUAGUGAUAAUUUGUAUCAAAUGACAUCCCAGCUGGAAUGUGUAGCCUGGAAUCCUGUCAGCUCUCUGACUUCUACUAUCAAGAGAUCUGUGUAUGCUCUGUUGGUCUUGUCCAGUCCUACUGCAGGGUUUGAGAAUGAGACUUCAGCAGCUGCCCCUCCUUUAGUCUACAGCUGCAGUGCCCAGUACCACAUACACACACACGGCAUGCUCCGAGGAAUUCAGGAUGUAUGUCGAAUGCCGAGCAUUGCUCCCCCCAUAGUGAGGUCAACGGAGCCCAACGAGAAACGUCCAUUCAUGUGUUCUUACCCUGGCUGCAGCAAAAGAUACUUCAAACUGUCCCACCUGCAGAUGCAUGGCAGGAAACACACAGGGGAGAAGCCUUACCAGUGUGACUUCACUGACUGUGGCCGUAGGUUCUCCAGAUCAGACCAGCUUAAGAGACAUCAGCGCAGACACACAGGAGUGAAACCCUUUCAGUGCGAGACGUGUCAGAGAAAGUUCUCGCGCUCAGACCACCUUAAGACCCAUACCCGGACUCAUACAGGUAAAACAAGUGAGAAGCCUUUUACCUGUCGCUGGCCAACCUGUCACAAGAAGUUCGCCCGUUCAGAUGAGCUGGUCAGACACCACGGCAUGCACCAGAGGAACGUUACCAAACUGCAGUCGACUUUCUGAACUAAGUCAUUCAUUUGUUGUUCUGGAAUUUACAAGCAGUACAGAAUAAUAAAGUAAUGGUUCAUAGCCAGAGUAGGAGAUAAUAAAAGGAAUAUUUUGGAUCAUCUCAAGUUGUAAACAACCAGCAUAUAUGCACCUAAUUUUCUUUCUUUUAGUACUGUGCAUAUCAGCAGUACAUGUAAUCCAUCUCUUGAAAAUGUACUGGUUCCCUUCAAUCAUGUGACUCACACACACACACACACA